Molecule: messenger RNA, 3351 nt
Organism: Histoplasma capsulatum G186AR
Lineage: Eukaryota; Fungi; Ascomycota; Eurotiomycetes; Onygenales; Ajellomycetaceae
Product: small G protein signaling modulator 3
Exons: 2
Coding region: 1-3351 (1116 amino acids)
Source: RefSeq, a predicted model, not a curated record
AUGGCUGAGGCUCUUGAUCCCCCUUCUGAUGCUCAGCAUGUUCAACGGCGCUCCUCUUCACAGACAUCUUCGUCUUCCAGAAAAAGUCACAGAAACAAGCCGGCGCGAGCAAAGCCCCUCAAGCGCCUUUCUACCUCCUCCACCAAUACGCCAACGGACCUGACGUCAUUUCCUUCUCUUUCUCCUGAUGCCUCCCCAGAAGGCUUCCGGGGCGAGCCUGCUCUGAAUCAUGCGUUGAGUCAAGCGUUAUUGGCAGAAGAUCAUUCUCGUCCAAACGGCGAUCGAGGUCGUAAAGCAACACUUGAGGGCUUAACGACGUCAUUACCACAGAUAUCUGGCCGUAAUGCUCUGUUUAGUGACUCGGUUACAACUCGGGAUGUUCCGGGUUCACUCCAUCUUGCUAAUGACGACCAUAUUGAGCGCAUCAUUGCAAGGACUGGAGCUGUGAAAUUGGUCCGGCAGUUUGCCAGGGAUCUUGCGCUUCGUGAUGCUGAAAUCUCAUCAAUCCGUCUGCGCGCAGACGAGCGAGAGAAGGAACUAAAGAAAAUGCUCCGUGAAGCGCAAAUAUCCAACCAGACAAUAGAACACAGGCUCUACGUUCUCGAGAAUCCCAUUGCUAAGGCGAUUGUUGAUAAUACAGAAGGCCUCAGCCCAUUAAGUGGGGUGAGAAGGGUAUCUCCCACAAUUGACGAUAUGAUGAGCCAAGCUAUGAGUGAUGAUGUAGGAGCUCAGGUGCUGGACUCACCGCCCGAAGAUGACACCAAGGGGUAUGGCAAUUUCUGCGACACAAUCCGCCCCAACCGAAAAGAUAGCGGUCCUCAACCUAGAAGCUCUAGUGCAGGGUCCAUAUCUCAGAAAAGGUCGUCUACUGCUUUACUUCGUGCCUGGCAGGGGUAUGUCUGGGGAGGUGCUACUGUUAGUCGGAAGACCAGUAAAACGAGUAGCAUGAUGAGUGACUUGGACGAGCAGGAUGGUUUGGACGAUUUCACGCAUAUGCAGAUCCAACCUGGGAAUCGUCGGAAACGUUUAGAUGAGCAACUUUUUCAAUCCCUGGAGGAAAUUUCACCCGCAUUCGGCCCUAAUGGCACAGGCUCGACAAACCCAAAUAAUGGAGAUACCGCGAGUGUUAAUUCUCGUCGUUCUUCAAAAUCGUUCGCGUCAUGGACCGUCAAAUUGUUUGCUGGAAAUCCUCACCCUGGAAAAGAAGGUGCUGAAUCUGCAAGUGUCAGAAGUCACCCCUCUUCAACUGCUCCAAGUUCCAAGGCUAGGCAGUCCUCAGCCUCCGAGUCAUCAAAACCUAGCGGCUCUGCAGUUGCAGCCCUAAAGCGCUUAAAUAGCUCGGCCGCUGGACAAACGGGGUCCACAAAGGCAUCUAGUGUUCGAGGUUCUAGAACCAACCUAUCCGGUGUACGCCGGGAUGGCCUUUCCGGUCCUAGAGAAAUUGCUACACCUGAGUCCAAAACGUCGGAUGGGAAUCCGACUGCACUGGGCCCCCCAGGGGAGUUUCUCACUGACCGGUUUGGUUUCAUUUAUGACCAAAGGAGGAAGAAGCGGCAGAAGGGAUCAGAUUCUCCCAACAAUGAUUCGUCGAGGAUCAGCACCACGGAAAUAAUUAGUAGCUCACGGAGCGAUCUGGAUCUGAACAUUGGUCUUCGCGCCGGCGGCACAGAGUCCUCCUUAGAUUCAACGACAGUUGAGGAUGCUGAAAAUCCAAACAUUCCUACCCGACGAUGGCAAGAUUAUUUAAAAAUUGCUACAAAGCCAACUGAACUUCUCUCACACACUCCGGAAGCAGGUACUAUUGUUUCUGUGUCCAAUGCUGCUGAACAGAAACCACGCUCGUCUUCUGUUGCUGUCCAAAAAGGAGGAUCAAUAUCUGUAGUCAAUGCCACUCCGCACGCCGCCGCACUUAUGUCGCAGGUCGUGUCCAGCAAUGCAGAGUUUGCGGGGGCAGGGAAUGAAACGUCCGCUACGCUAGUACCAGUCUCGGAACAGGAGCCCGUUAAGCUACUAUUGGAACGCCUCACCGAGCUCCACGAUUCCCUGCAACGGGACCGUACAGUAAAGUGGAAUGAAUUUUUGAGGAAAGUUCGUGCGGAACGCCGAAAGGAAGGCGAAUCCUCCGAUCGACCUAGCGUAUCCCUUGCCAUGCCUGAAGUGUCACUUGCAGACGGAGAGAUCGUAGGUAUUACAGGUCUUGGUACUAAGGGUAAAGUCGGACGUGCCAAAUGGCGCGAGUUUAGAAACCUCGUCAUUGGAGGCAUUCCUGUCGCGUACCGAGCGAAAAUCUGGUCUGAAUGCAGUGGUGCCUCCGCAAUGCGGGUUCCCGGGUAUUAUGAUGACCUUGUGAAGGGCAACACCAAUCUAGAUACUGAUCCAUCUGUCGUUUCCCAGAUAGAAAUGGAUAUUCACCGAACCCUGACUGAUAACGUUUUCUUCCGCAAGGGUCCUGGAGUCGAAAAGCUUUACGAAGUCCUCUUGGCUUAUUCUCGCCGCAACCCCGAUGUCGGGUAUUGUCAGGGUAUGAAUCUUAUCGCCGGAUCUCUACUUUUGAUCAUGCCUACUGCCGAGGAUGCUUUUUGGAUCCUUGCAUCGCUCAUUGAAAAUAUCCUUCCCGCCCACUACUACGACCAUGGCCUACUAGCGUCGCGUGCUGAUCAGCAAAUUCUCCGACAAUAUGUAACGGAGAUCCUACCUAAAUUAUCUGCACAUCUUGACGAACUAGGCAUUGAACUUGAAGCUUUGACCUUCCAAUGGUUUUUGUCUGCAUUCACCGACUGUCUGUCGGCAGAAGCAUUGUACCGGGUUUGGGAUGUCGUCUUCUGUCUCAAUAACCCCGCCGCAUCCGCUACAACGGCAGCAUUGACCUUCCAGACCCAGUCCCACGUUCAAGCUCGCACAGACAGCGCUCAGGGAGGCACCGUUUCGACGACCAACUUGAUUUCUAAUCCUACCAAUUCUCUGGUCGGAUCUGCUGCAAAUUCGGAUGGUGACCGAUUAGCCAACUACAGCGGUGGUGGCGGCACUUUCUUUUUCCAGGUUGCUAUGGCGCUCCUCAAACUCAAUGAACCGCAGCUUCUCACAACAUGCUCGACGCCGGCGGAGGUGUAUACUUACAUCAAUCAUCAGAUGACUAACCACGCAAUCAGCAUCGAUGGACUCAUACAGGCCAGUGAGGCUCUGAGGAACGUGAUUAAGCGUGAAGAUGUGUGUGCGAGGCGCUUUGCUGCAUUGAGAGACAUGAGGGCGGAUAUAAUGGGUGGUCGGUAUGCGGGGAGCAUGAAAACAGAGGGCGACUCGAUUGGAGGCACUGAUGCACAGCAGCUCAAACAGCAACAAAUUCCUGCAUAA